AUGGCUGAGGCCAGUAUCUCAGUGGAUCGAGACCAGUUCAGCUGUUCACUCUGUCUGGAUCUACUGAAGAAUCCGGCGACUAUUCCCUGUGGACAUAGUUACUGUUUGGGCUGUAUUAAGGGCUGCUGGAAUCAGGAUGAUCAUACUGCUGUCUUCAGCUGUCCCCAGUGCAGAGAGACUUUCUCCCCAAGGCCUGUUUUAAGAAAAAACACCAUACUGGCUGAUGUGGUGGAGAAACUGAAGAAGACAGGACUCCAAGCUGUUCCUCCUGCUCACUGCUAUGCUGGACCUGGAGACGUGGCGUGUGAUUCCUGCAAUGGGAGAAAGCACAAAGCCAUUAAAUCCUGUCUGGUGUGUCUGGCCUCUUUCUGUGAAACUCACCUCCAGCCUCACUAUGAAUCUCCUGCCUUUAAGAAGCACAAACUGGUCAAAGCCACUGGAAACCUGCAGGAGAAGAUCUGCUCUCAUCAUGACAAACUGCUGGAAGUUUACUGUCGUACCGAUCGGCAGUGUAUCUGUCUGCUGUGUACGAUGGAUGAUCACAGAGGCCAUGAUACAGUCUCAGCUGCAGCAGAAUGGACAGAGAAACAGAAGCAGCUGGGGGUAACACAGAGUAAGUUCCAGCAGAGAAUCCAGGAGAGAGAGAAGGAGCUGCAGGAUCUGAGGCAGGCUGUGCAGUCAGUCAAGCGCUCUGCACAGGCUGCAGUGGACGACAAUGAGAGGAUCUUUACUGAGAUGAUCCGCUCCAUUGAGAGAAGGUGCUCUGAGGUGAAAGAGCUGAUCAGAGAUCAGGAGAAGGCUGAAGUGAGUCGGGCUGAAGGACUCCUGGAGCAACUGGAGCAGGAGAUUGCUGAGCUGAGGAGGAGAGAUGCUGAGCUGGAGCAGCUUUCACACACAGAGGACCACAUCCAUUUCCUCCAGAGCUGUCAGUCUCUCUGUGUCCCUCCUGGACCUGGAGACUUACCCAGCAUCCCGGUCAGUCCACAAGUGUCUUUUGAGGCUGUGAGGAAAUCUGUCUCUGAACUGAAAGAGCGACUGGAGGACAUCUGCAAGGGGGAACUUGUCAAAAUUUCUCCUCACUCUGUCUCUGCAGUGAAAAACAUCCCUACUGUAGAGCCCAGGACCAGAGAGGAUUUCUUACAGUAUUCCUGUCAGCUCACACUGGACCCCAAUACAGCAUAUAAAUACCUCCAUCUGUCUGAGGGGAACAGAGUGGUGACCCAUGUGAGAGAGAUCCAGUCAUAUCCCGAUCAUCCAGAGAGAUUUAAUUGUAGGCUUCAAGUCCUGUGCAGAGAGGGUCUGUCUGGAUGCUGUUACUGGGAGGCUGAGCGGAGUGGGCAUGGGGUUUGUAUAGCCGUGUCAUAUAAACACAUCAGCAGGAAAGGACUUGGUGAUGAGUGUUGUCUGGGAUAUAAUAACUUGUCCUGGAGUUUGUACCCCACUGGCUCCAAAUACUUUUUCAGGCACAAUAAAGUUAGCACUGAAAUCCCUGUUCCCUCCUUCUCCUCCAGAAUAGGAGUGUACCUGGAUCACAGGGCAGGAACUCUGUCCUUCUACAACGUCUCUGACACAAUGACCCUCCUUCACAGAGUCCAGACCACAUUCACUCAGCCCCUCUAUCCUGGGAUUUGGGUUAAUUUGGGAAGUUCUGUAAAACUGUUGAGAGGCAGAAUGGCUGAGGCCAGUAUCUCAGUGGAUCAAGACCAGUUCAGCUGUUCAAUCUGUCUGGAUCUACUGAAGAAUCCGGCGACUAUUCCCUGUGGACAUAGUUACUGUUUGGGCUGUAUUAAGGGCUGCUGGAAUCAGGAUGAUCAUACUGCUGUCUUCAGCUGUCCCCAGUGCAGAGAGACUUUCUUCCCAAGGCCUGUUUUAAGAAAAAACACCAUACUGGCUGAUGUGGUGGAGAAACUGAAGAAGACAGGACUCCAAGCUGUUCCUCCUGCUCACUGCUAUGCUGGACCUGGAGACGUGGCGUGUGAUUCCUGCACUGGGAGAAAGCACAAAGCCAUUAAAUCCUGUCUGGUGUGUCUGGCCUCUUUCUGUGAAACUCACCUCCAGCCUCACUAUAAAUCUCUUGCCUUUAAGAAGCACAAACUGGUCAAAGCCACUGGAAACCUGCAGGAGAAGAUCUGCUCUCAUCAUGACAAACUGCUGGAAGUUUAUUGUCGUACCGAUCAGCAGUGUAUCUGUCUGCUGUGUACGAUGGAUGAACACAGAGGCCAUGAUACAGUCUCAGCUGCAGCAGAAUGGACAGAGAAACAGAAGCAGCUGGGGGUAACACAGAGUAAGUUCCAGCAGAGAAUCCAGGAGAGAGAGAAGGAGCUGCAGGAUCUGAGGCAGUCUGUGCAGUCAAUCAAGCGAUCUGCACAGGCUGCAGUGGACGACAAUGAGAGGAUCUUUACUGAGAUGAUCCGCUCCAUUGAGAGAAGGUGCUCUGAGGUUAAAGAGCUGAUCAGAGAUCAGGAGAAGGCUGAAGUGAGUCAGGCUGAAGGACUCCUGGAGCGACUGGAGCAGGAGAUUGCUGAGCUGAGGAGGAGAGAUGCUGAGCUGGAGCAGCUUUCACACACAGAGGACCACAUCCAUUUCCUCCAGAGCUGGCAGUCUCUCUGUGCCCCUCCUGGACCUGGAGACUUACCCAGCAUCACUGACAGUCCGCAUGUGUCUUUUGGGGCUGUGAGGAAAUCUGUCUCUGAACUCAAAGAGCGACUGGAGGACAUCUGCAAGGGGGAACUGGUCAAAAUUUCUCAAUCAGUGAAAAACGUCCAUACAGUAGAGCCCAGGACCAGAGAGGAUUUCUUACAGUAUUCCUGUCAGCUCACACUGGACCCCAACACAGCAUAUAAAAACCUGCGUCUGUCUGAGGGUAACAGAGUGGUGACCUGUGUGAGAGAGAUCCAGUCAUAUCCUGAUCAUCCAGAGAGAUUCGAUGGCACGGCACAAGUCCUGUGCAGAGAGGGUCUGUCUGGACGCUGUUACUGGGAGGCUGAGUGGAGUGGGCAUGGGGUUUGGAUAGCAAUGUCAUAUAAAGACAUCAGCAGGAAAGAAGGACAGGGUGUUGACUGUGGUCUGGGAAAUAAUAACCUGUCCUGGGGUUUAUACCACACUGGCUCCAAAUACUUUUUCAUGCACAAUAAUGUCAGCACUGUAAUCCCUGUUCCCCCCUCCUCCAGAGUAGGAGUGUACCUGGAUCACAGGGCAGGAACUCUGUCCUUCUACAGUGUCUCUGACACAAUGACCCUCCUGCACAGAGUCCAGACCACAUUCGCUCAGCCCCUCUAUCCUGGGUUCUGGGUUUAUUUAGAUAAUUCUGUAAAACUGUGUGAUCUUUGAUGAGACCAGCUAUAACCAGAAUGAGAGAAAAACACUGCAGGGAGAAAAAGAGGAGAAGUAAAUACGUCAUAAAAGAUU
This is a messenger RNA of Conger conger (European conger), 3408 nucleotides long. RefSeq lists its product as uncharacterized. NCBI's taxonomy places the organism in Eukaryota, Metazoa, Chordata, Actinopteri, Anguilliformes, Congridae. The record is from RefSeq and is a predicted model, not a curated record. Gene Ontology annotation, molecular function: zinc ion binding; protein binding. The transcript has 12 exons. The coding region runs from base 1 to 3330 and encodes 1109 amino acids.